Messenger RNA from Protopolystoma xenopodis, 555 nucleotides. The record is from the annotation of a GenBank genome assembly. NCBI's taxonomy places the organism in Eukaryota, Metazoa, Platyhelminthes, Monogenea, Polystomatidea, Polystomatidae.
UCUAACAAAGACAUUAAGGAAAAACGCGUUCUUCUGGUUUCCAAUCUUCAAGGUGAAGUAUGUGAGGAUGAUUUAGAUAAAAUACUUACAAACAUUCGUAGAGCUGAUGUUCAGCUUAGCUUAUUAGGAAUGCACAUCCCUAAGCAUAGCCUUGAAAUGGGUGAUUGUACUAACCACACUGCCAGUGAAAAUCCUCAGUUGUCAUAUGAUGAACCUUCACAGAAAGCAAAGAAGACCCCAGCCUUGAGUUGUUUCAAAAAACUAUUACUGGAAUUGGAUGGUGACAGCUACGAAUUUGAAGAUGUUGUAUCCGCGUUAAGUAAAUUUGAACUGCGAGCCGUUGCCCAACGUGGCUGGAAAAUUUCUCUUGAAAUUGGCCCUUCCUUCAAGUUGCCCAUAGUUGGUUUUACACAAAUAAAAGAGGCUCUUCCUCCACCGAUGCGAGAAUAUUCUGUUGCUGAUCUCUCUCAUUCUAUUCAGUUCGCUAAUUCCUACCAGUAUCCUGAUGAGCCAGAAAAGAGGAUCGAUAUUUCAGAUACUGUUCGAGGUGAAUGA